CAGAAGCGUACCAAGAGCUGAGAAUCCCGCGACAGUUUUCGACAGCAAUAGCAACUACAACGUUUCGAAUAAACGUGCGAUACAUUUCGUGUGCGUUUCAUUCAUCAUGUGAAAAGAGGAUUGGUUUUCACACACGCCACUGAUCACAGAGUUGGUGUACUAGUGUACCGCAAAGUUAAGGAGACGAUUAAAAGUGCUUAGACACAGUGCCGCACCGUGUCGGAAAACGGACCCGACCCCACGCUCGAGGCAAGAACGAAAACGAAACCGAAGGACCGAAAAAAGAAUUAGUGCAGAUAGGUAAUUAGUUGUCUGCGGUUGCUGUGCCCCAUUUAAACCGAAUGAAGUGACGUUAACUGUCUGAUUAAGAGUGAAUCCUUAUCGAGCAAAUUUGAUCUCGAUUGUGGCCGGACGAAGAUUUGGCAGUACUUUUCGGACAAACGGUAAAGCAGCAUAAUAAGAUUCUACCCCAGCCCAGCGCGAGGAUGUGCACCAGAAUUCGUAAGGGCAUCAUCAACCCGAAUUAUCCGGGCUUUCAGUCGUUGGCGUACACGCUGAACGAGGAUAAUUUUGACUACAGCUCGGAAAACCCGUCCGAUGACGAUGAGGACUCGUACGUGUCCGAAUCGGACGACAACGAGAUGAAACAGCGCGAGAAGGAGCCGGAGCAGCCGGGCGACGAAAAUGGCAACUCGUACGGUGGUGACAACAGUCAAGUGGAUGAGCAAAAUUUGCAUCUACAUUCCAGCAUGGACAUACCGAUCGUUCGGUCCUCGCUUUACCACGCUCCACCAAUGACGACGGCACUGGAAACGGAAGAAUUUUUCCCGUCCAAUUCACCCUACCAUCGAACACGGAUGCAACUCAUUCCGACUGGGCGUAAAUCGCCCACGCUUACAACCUCCAUGUUCGACACAGAGGAACAGCUGGAAUCGACGGUAAUUUACGCCUGCACUCCACCGGACAUUGUGCUGCAGCAUAGCUACGAUCAUCGUUCGAGUGCACACGAAACGUGUAAAGAAUUUGCGAAGUUAACGCUGGAACUCUCCAACAGUCAAAAGCCAGAUUUGAUACCGGAACAGCAAUCAGUAACGGCCAGAACGGAACGACAGCUGAAGAAGAGCUACGAGGUGGAUACCAUGGCGAAGCUAAAUGAUCUUCAGGAACAUGAUCAUCCAGCAACCACUCUAAUGGAUGGGUUCCAAAAGGAUAUGAAGCAUGAAGAUGUAGAUGAUACGGUACAGGACGAUAAUGAAGGAAACCGCUCGCCACCUUCACCGGCGAUCGAGUUGGUUCAAGCAGUUGGUAGCAAUUUCCAGCAGGAAACGUCUUUACCGCCAGACACAGUGCUGGAUGAAAUAAUCGAAUGCUUUGGACCACCCUCAGAUGGUGCACUGUCGGAAGAUUCGGAGCAGGAGUCAGAUGAGGGCGAGUUGGAAUACAAACCGUACGGAGUGGAGGAAUCGGGAGUAGAUUCCUACCCAUCAUCUCCCAGCGACGUACCAGCAUCGGGCGACAGUGGGGAUAGUGCCGGAUCAAGUCCGGGUGAGGUGCAAUACCAUCUUGUAGACGAUUGUUCGAACCAAACGGUACAGAUUACCCGUUCGCGCCAAUCAAACGAACAAUCGCCCACGAAUCAUUAUCAUCUUCUGCAUCACUACUCAACACCGGGCCCGAUGGAUUACCACAACAAUCCAACGCAGCCGGCGAAUGUCAUGGAGCACGGGAUUAUUCGUAACGAUUAUUACAGCUCACUAGGGCAAUCUGCUGCUCAACCUAAUCCCUCCGAAUUCGGGCACCAAAAUGUAACACGCUUCACCCGAGUAGCAAAUCGAGAUGAAACAGAAGCAUCAUUCGACUUUCCCGAGGCACGUCCUAGUACGCUUCAACUCACUCGAAGAGAGGCCAACUUUUCAUCUUACUCCGCUCACGUUGCUAGUGAUAUUCAAACUUCUUCUUGCAAGGAAAAGAACAAGAAACAUGACGAUAACCAAACCCAUAGUACGGAGAUAGUGGUCCCUGAGAAACAGUUCCAAAAAGUUCCGAAAGUGAAUCCAUUUUGCGAGGCUCUUCUCCAGGAGAGUGACACGUGCGAUUUCUUCACGAAACAGGCCAAAUUACAGAUUGAGGCAAGGAUGGCACUUUGCCAGGCGAAGGAUAUGGCACACAUGCAAAUGGAGUUCGAAAAACGAAGCCUGCCACUCUCUCCCGUGACGAGGGUGAUUCACACCGCCGUCGAGAAGGCCGGGCUUAGUUUGGCACAAGACAAGCGACGCCUUUCCCGUUACUAUCUAACCCGGCUUAACGUCCAUCAGCUGCAGACAAUUCUUACCGAGCUGCAGGGUCAUGCAGAGGUGCUCAAUGAGGAGCUGGUGGAGUUGCUGAUGGAACGGGAUGAGCUGCAUAUCAGUCAGGAUGCCACGCUGAUCGAUAUUGAGGAUCUAUCGCGAUAUCUUUGUGCCAAGGAACAGACGAUCAUACAUGCUGAACGGCAGCGCAAAAACCACUACUGGAACAGCAACCGAGCGAUGCAUCACCAUCAGUCACACCAGAAACAGCCCUCCCUACCACAGCCACCACCACCACCACCGAUACGAUCGACGUGCGGAACAGCGAUCCCAGCAUAUCGUUACCAUUAAAAGUGCAAUCACAGUGUUGUUCGCGAAUCGUUUAGGUUAGACAAGCUCCUCAAACAGCAAAAGACACUAUGUUAAAUAAUAUAGAUACAAAAAACACGUUGAAAACAAAUCAUACAAAAACCAGUGGACCCAAAAACUAUAUAUAUAUGGAAACAAUACAGUGUAAACCCAGAACAAUCCCUCGGUACUCAGCCACCGAUCACAGUUGGUUAGCUAAUGCACAAAUAAAAAAAAAUGCAACAACAUUCCCCACAAGGCACAGAGGCUCACAGUACUCAAACACACUCAUAUUCCCACGCUCUGCAUUGAACCAUAGCAUAGCGCAAUAGUGCAACGGUGAGCAGGAGGACCUACUCACCUUGUGAUAGAAUAUGCCUCCGCUAGUAACAUGCUGUACUAAGUAAACUGGUGCGAUUGUAUUGCGCUCCUACCUAAACACUCACGUACCACGAACCGAACAUACCAUCGUAUCGCCCAUCAUUCAAAAAUCUAUCUAACAAUCAACGCUCUGGUGAUAAAGGAUAAUACUAAAGAUUGUUGUCUCUAUUUUUCGAUAUCUAAAACAAGCUCCCUACACUCUUUGCUGUACUCAAAGUAUGCAAAUCAAAAACGACAACUAUCCAACUUAACUCUAACACUUCAGCCUUCUCCCUGGUACAUGCAUGCUCUACGACGUUGCCACUUUCUUCGUUGAUGCAAGUAUUUGUUGCAAUAAAAAAAAUCCGAAUAACGUGAAAAUGAAAGUUUAACGCAAUAAAUGAUUACCAUUUUCGCAUUGAA
Molecule: messenger RNA, 3419 nt
Organism: Anopheles stephensi (Asian malaria mosquito)
Lineage: Eukaryota; Metazoa; Arthropoda; Insecta; Diptera; Culicidae
Product: schwannomin-interacting protein 1-like
Exons: 6
Coding region: 486-2639 (717 amino acids)
Biological process (GO): positive regulation of hippo signaling
Cellular component (GO): cell junction; plasma membrane
Source: RefSeq, a predicted model, not a curated record